This is a messenger RNA of Actinia tenebrosa (Australian red waratah sea anemone), 1505 nucleotides long. RefSeq names its product conodipine-P1. NCBI's taxonomy places the organism in Eukaryota, Metazoa, Cnidaria, Anthozoa, Actiniaria, Actiniidae. Gene Ontology annotation, biological process: phospholipid metabolic process; arachidonate secretion. The record is from RefSeq and is a predicted model, not a curated record. Gene Ontology annotation, molecular function: A2-type glycerophospholipase activity.
UAUAGCAUUGAUAUAACAAAAAACAACUAAAUAUAAAUGGCUGCCUAAUUCUUAGUAAGGACACUGGAUUUUUAUAACUUUUCAGUUCCUGGAUAAAGAUAAAUCACCAUGAAGGUUGGCCACUGAUUGGUCAAGUCUUGGAAGCGAUUUCUUGUUGCUACGUGAAGAACUGUGGGAAAAUGGCAAUCGAUUCGUCGAAAACCAAAAAUCGAAAUAAUCACUGAAUGAAUUAGAUUUGUGGCAAAGGAUUUUGUCUUAAAAAAGACGUCGAUAUUUGAACGUUGUGAAGUCAUUUGCUUAGAGUCAAACUAAAUCUAUCAUUUUCAUCGUGAAACUUUAGGAAAGAUUUCCUUCUACUAUUUCAAUGGAAAAGUCAUUCUUUAGAAUCUCGUACAAUAGAUGUUACCCCGAAUGCUGUUAAUAAGAACUAUUGGUGUGACAGAAUUUCUCGUCUUCUUGACGUUUGGGCUUUUUUCUUGUUCUUGGUGUCUCAGUAACUCGACUCGUGAGUGUGCAGCGGAUGGUUACUCGAAUGGUUGCAGUGUUCCGUUAGGCAUGGAGGCACCUUACAAAACAAGUUUUACUCCAGCCUGUAAUAAACACGAUAUCUGUUAUGGAUGCGGUCAUCAUUAUAACUGGACACGCGAUCUGUGCGACGAUGCAUUCCUCGCGGACAUGAAAAACAUGUGCAAGCAUCUCCAUGGCAACGUGCGACGUAAACGAUUCCUCAGUGCUCUGCUGGAAGUCUGGUACUUUAUCCAAGGUAUCAGUAAGGACGAACGCCGGUGCAAUCUCUUUGCAGAGAUGUAUUAUAAAGGAGUCAGAACGUUUGGAAAGUCUCAUUUUGAGAUAAGAGAUCACGAUUAUUGCUGGAACACGUGUGCUGAUAAACACGGAAGUCCUUUUGAGGAUGUUCCAAGGGAGUUUUUUUACUAAAAUAUAUAGAAUGUAUUGUGCAUAAAAAAAAGACUUCGAAACGAGCCAAUCUCGGCCGGUAUCGCAGUAAAAGAGAGAAAGAGAGAGAUAGAGGAAAGGAAAAGGACGCGAAAUUAAUAGAGAAAGAAAGGAACCAAGAAAAGCAGGAAAAAAAAUGAAUGAAUAUAGAAAGAAAAAGACAAUCGUCGCAAUUUGUCCGCGUCAUAAACAAUAAACAUUCGUUGCUGCUAAAUUACCUGAAAACGACAUCAAUACUGGCGAACAUGUUGAGGAUUACCACUUCAGACCGGUGGAGCUUGCUGCAUAACUUUGGAUGACGUGGUCUGCUGGAUCGGUCUGUGUAUAUUAGGACUAUUACAUAAUUACCUUUAUCUGUCACUUGCUCGUGUAGAAAUGGCAUCACAGCUAUAGCCAUGAUGUGGUAGUUGAGUGUAAGCUGUUUUUCAAUAUUGGUUUUAUUUCUUUGGGUAUGCGGCUAACCAAACUUUUCAUCUCUAAAUUUGCUUUCAAAUCUCAAAAAUCAUGUAAACUUGAUAGUUUUGUGGGCAAAUAAAGUAAAUAACAUUGAA